Alternaria infectoria is the source of this 1056-nucleotide messenger RNA. RefSeq lists its product as uncharacterized. The transcript is spliced from 2 exons. The record is from RefSeq and is a predicted model, not a curated record. Bases 1 to 1056 code for a protein of 351 amino acids. Lineage: Eukaryota; Fungi; Ascomycota; Dothideomycetes; Pleosporales; Pleosporaceae.
AUGCGGGUUCUGGCGAUCGUCUGUCUUCUGUCGCUGAUAGCUCUCGCGCAGAGCCUCACUGUAGUUCCUCCGCUUCUCCAAGGACCAGAUAUUUCUCCCAGCCCCUCCCGUAGCCUCGUCGCUCGCGUUGACGAUAUCGAAGUCAUAUACCACAAAGCCACAUGCAAAGGCCAAAAGCUGCUGUCAGCAACAACCUCUCCGCAUGACGCAGCAGCUGCCUUUGUCAACCCGAUCGAUAGCCCCUGGACCAACCCCAUCCAACAGGAGCUUGAAACUUGGGGCUACAAAAUCGAGAGUGACGAUGGUACCCCCCAAUUCCGCGCAAGUCAUGACGAUGAGUGCGAGUUCGAGCAUAGCCACAAGCUCAAGAGCAUGUUCGAUGACCUCAGGAUCGAUACGCGUAGUACCUACCAGGGUGGACCUAAUCGGUGUUACUUUAUCAACCAUAAGGACGGUCCGGCAGUACGGCGCGACAAUCAGGGAGAUCUACCACCCGUCAAGCAGCAGUGGUAUAAAGCCAACGACCAAUACUAUCGUGUCACCAACGCCGAGUUCGUAAUCGGCGUAAACCCAGCAUCAGGCCUCAUUGCAAUGACCAAUCGUCAGAGCCCCGCCACGAGCGCGCAAGCCCUCUGGGGUCUCUCCAACCCUCCGCCGAACGAUGAGCUUCCCGCACUGAAAUCGAGCUCUGAUAUCAUGUGGGGACUGUGGAAUUUGGCGAGUCCGAACAACCUGCACGGCAUCAAGUAUAUCCUUAGUACGCCUGUUAUCAACGACGAGACGGUCGCGAUAAUCAAGAAGAUCUUGGAAGACAACUGCCUCGAUUUGGAUGAGCUGAUGACCUGGUCGGGCUGCGAGUUUGGGUCAGAUGAGCCGGAGUACCUCGCUUUGCUCGGUAAGUCGUAUCUCGGUUCGACGUUCUGGGAUUGGAUUAUUGACUUCGACUGUGAAUGUAGGAUCACCGAAUGGACAAGCCGUUGGGUACUUCCUGGCGCAGCACAAAGCCCAGCUCGGCGGAAAAUAUGUGUCAAAGAUCAAUAUCUUCAAGGGAGAUGA